AUGAUGAAUGGUGGAGUUGAGUCAAAGACACGCAAGGGCCUUCCUGAUUUCCUCAGCUUUGUGAAUUUGAAAUACGUGAAGCUUGGAUACAUUUACCUGCUCUCUCUUUCCAGUACCUUCUGCUUCUUUCUUCCUCCUCUUCUCCUUCUCUUCAUCUUUGUUUCUCGGUUUCCCCCACUCUUGGCUUAUCCUUUAUCUAUCUUCUUGCUUCUUCUCCUUUACCAUUUUUUUACUCCUUCCUCUGUGUUCUUGCUUGACUUCUCAUGUUACCGCCCACCUGAUCAUUUCAAGAUCACGAAAAGCGACUUCAUCGAGCUGGCAAUGAAGUCUGGUAACUUCAACGAGACUUCCAUCGAGCUUCAGAGAACAGUACUGGACCAAUCAGGCAUAGGAGAGGAGAGCUACAUGCCAAGAGUGGUGUUCAAACCUGGCCACAAGGUCAACCUUCGUGAUGGCCGAGACGAAGCAGCAAUGGUGAUCUUUGGAGCGAUCGAUGAACUUCUUGCAUCCACCAAAAUCAACGUGAAGCAUAUCAAGAUCUUGGUGCUAAACUGCGGAGUGCUAAACACCACGCCUUCUCUAUCAGCAAUGGUGAUCAACCAUUACAAGCUGAGGCAUAACACGGAGAGCUACAAUCUUGGUGGUAUGGGAUGUAGCGCUGGAAUCAUAGCCAUUGAUUUAGCUAAAGAUCUUUUGAACGCUCAUCAAGGGUCAUACGCUUUGGUGGUGAGCACUGAGAUAGUGAGCUUCACUUGGUACUCAGGCAAUGACGUCACGUUGCUCCCACAAAACUGUUCAUUUCGGAUGGGAGCAGCUGCAGUUAUGCUCUCUAGUCGCCGUGUCGAUAGAUGGCGAUCCAAAUACCAGCUUAUGCAGCUAGUAAGAACACAUAAAGGCAUGGAUGACACAAGUUACAAGAGCAUGGAGUUGAGAGAAGACAGAGAAGGGAAACAAGGACUGUAUGUAUCUAGAGAUGUAAUGGAAGUAGCUCGCCAUGCACUCAGAGCAAACAUUACAACCCUUGGUCGUCUUGAGCCAUCUUUUCAGCAUAUAUGUAUACUGGCAACGAGUAGGACAGCACUUGAUGAGAUUCAGAAGGAUCUCAAACUGACUGAAGAUAACAUGGAGGCAUCGAGGAAGACACUGGAACGUUUUGGGAAUACAUCAAGCAGCAGCAUAUGGUACGAGUUGGCUUACUUGGAACACGAGGGGAAGAUGAAAAGAGGAGACAAGGUUUGGCAGAUCGGUUUCGGGUCAGGGAUUAAAUGCAAUAGUGUUGUAUGGAAAGCCCUGAAAAACAUAGACCCUCCAAGACACAAUAACCCAUGGAAUCUCUGA
Molecule: messenger RNA, 1338 nt
Organism: Eruca vesicaria subsp. sativa (arugula)
Lineage: Eukaryota; Viridiplantae; Streptophyta; Magnoliopsida; Brassicales; Brassicaceae
Source: the annotation of a GenBank genome assembly